Molecule: messenger RNA, 1489 nt
Organism: Cryptococcus deneoformans JEC21
Lineage: Eukaryota; Fungi; Basidiomycota; Tremellomycetes; Tremellales; Cryptococcaceae
Exons: 5
Coding region: 57-407 (116 amino acids)
Source: RefSeq, a predicted model, not a curated record
GUCUAUCCAAUUUUUAAUUUUUUUUUAAAUAAAAAAGAAGAAACUCCCGUUACAGAAUGUCUAAAGCCGCAUUGAUGGCGUCCGAGGUGGACAUUCUCAAGACAAAGGCGGCGAAUAAGAAGGGCGCGGGGUCGGAAGAGGUCGAGACUGUGUGGCCGAAACCAGAGUUCAUCACACUCUACCUCGCAAAUACGGCGCUGGACAAUGUCACGUUAGCAGGAAAGACGAUCACAGAGUACAUAGUACCAGCAGGGAGCAUGUUCACUCUUGGUGCCGCUUUACCAAAUCAUACAGUGUUGAAAUGGGGAGCAUACUUUCCCCCUGGGACCAUGUUUCCGGAUGGUGUGUUGGUCCCUAUUCAUGCGAGGAUGGUGUCUGUCCAGCCACUCGAGACUCCAAAGAAUUAAUCGCACAAACGACACAGUUUGAAGUGAGGUUUAGGAGCAACAGGAAAAGGCCAUGGCUUCCCCUGGUCCCUCGAGUCGGUUUCCUGAACGAGCACCGUCGAGCAGAUGUAUGCUUUGUAUGUAUAUUCCAAAACAUUAGUGGGCAGCAGACCUUUACCCCAGCUGGACCAUUAGCGUCCGCCGCUCAUUCAUUAUCUACUUCACUGUCUUGAGCACCAUUUUGAUCUUUAUGGAUGGGAACGACCUCUUUUUCCUUUUUCUUCCUUUCAUCCAUUACUCACUGGACGUCUCACCGGUCGGAAGCCUAAAGGUAACGGUAUCCCUUCUUCCAAUUAUACACGUACAUUCUAAACAGCUAAAUGGGUUCCCCAAGGGAGAAAAGCGUACCCGAAGCCUUUUUAUUUUUCUUCCCAUGGCUGUACUGUAGAAGAAUGGGGUAAUCUAUGGCUCAAGUCCUGUUACAGGAAGGGGGAAGGACAGCUUUACUGGUCGUUGGGAUAUUAAUAAACCCACCUUGAUUCCUGCUGGGACCAUUUUUGUACUUGAUCAAAAGUUCUAUACCCAGAUAAAAAGAGAAUAGAAGAAGAAGCAAGGAUGUCGGGAACUGGGCGAGUAAGACAUGGCUUGGGGGUGAAGGCCCAUCUGAUACUUUACCUUCAAUAUAUAGGGCGGAAAUACAAUGUUGAAUGAUUCUAGAGGCGGCUUCCGACAAUAUAUCGUACCUGCAGGAAGCAUGUUCACCCUUGGCGCUGCUCUGCCAAAGUAAGUCCAGCCCUCAAGUUCUUCGAACGGCUGAAGGCUGGCGCUUGCUUUUCAAAGUCAUACCGUGCUAAAGUAGGGGGCAUAUUUUUCACAAGGGACAAUGAUUAGUAUUCUGACCUUCGUGGGCCGGGGAAGAUUGCUGACAGGAGUGCGGUUAUCAUCAAGUUUCCGGAUCGAGUGCUAGUCCCUAUUCACGCUCGUAUGGUAUCUGUUCAGCCAUUCUAGACUUCACUUUGAUUAGAGGACAGGGCUGGCGGCAUAUGUAGAUGUCCAUGCAUGAUGUAAACGGUAACGGUACAGGUAUUGAUAGUCGGGAUGUA